GUUAGGCGUUUCGUGUGUUGUAGCAGCCUCAGGAGCGACGUCAUGUCUGGCCGCGGCAAGCAGGGAGGCAAGGCGAGAGCCAAGGCCAAGUCUCGUUCUUCGCGAGCCGGACUCCAGUUCCCGGUCGGCCGCGUGCACCGCCUGCUGCGCAAGGGCAACUACGCCGAGCGGGUGGGCGCCGGCGCUCCCGUCUACCUGGCGGCCGUCCUGGAGUAUCUCACGGCGGAAAUCCUGGAGUUGGCCGGCAACGCUGCCCGCGACAACAAGAAGACCCGCAUCAUCCCCCGCCACCUGCAGCUGGCCAUCCGCAACGACGAGGAGCUCAACAAGCUCCUGGGCAAAGUGACGAUCGCCCAGGGGGGCGUGUUGCCCAACAUCCAGGCCGUCCUCUUGCCCAAGAAGACGGAGAGCCACAAAGCGAAAGGAAAAUAGAAGCUGCUCCGGAGAAAAUAUUAUUGAAUUUUAAAACCCAAAGGCUCUUUUCAGAGCCACCUACAAUUUCAAGUAAGGAGCUGAGUCUGGGGUCUCGAAUUGGUGAAUUCAGUGUGUCCGUUGCCAGAUCCAGAAGCACCUCCCAGUGGCUGGCGCUUUCCUAGCCCAGGCAAUUACUUGGCUCGAGACGUGCUCGCGAGUGUUCUCACUUUAUUUAGAACAGAUUUAGGGAAAAAUACGGUUAGUUUCCAGAAGGCUUCAGCUGGUACAUUUCAAACAUCCACUGCCUAGCUAGUAUAAACGAUAGCGAGGGGAGGAGGUAAUACCUUAGCCAAUCGCCGCGUCCGGCAGGAGUUUUCAAACCCGUGUUCCUGCCGCGACUUUCUUUUACGAAAAUUCGCUGAACCAUAUAUUCUUUGAUCUACAAUAACUCACAAAAGGAAGCUUAGCUGCGGAACCCCUUUUCUUCAGUAUUAAAUCCAUUUAGAGAUAUAGGUGAAACUGCUGUUGAGACAAAGUUUAUAAUCUCUCGGAUUUAGACGACCGAGUUCGUCAUUAGCUCCUAAUGCAGUUUUAUGCUUCAGUAAAAGAAGAAUGGAGCCCUUCUUGGAGAGCCCGACCUGCGUUUUGCCUUCAUGGGCGCGUCCAUGCAGAUCGUGGGAACAACGCGGAAGUAAUUUGUGGUUGUCUUCUUUCCAGUCUAUAUCCCUAGGCUUAUGUUCAAUUAACUGGGAGUAAACCAUUCCUUUCUGUGGGAUAUCCAUAUAUUAAAAAGUUCAUCUGCCCAAA
Molecule: messenger RNA, 1221 nt
Organism: Candoia aspera
Lineage: Eukaryota; Metazoa; Chordata; Lepidosauria; Squamata; Candoiidae
Product: histone H2A type 2-C
Exons: 1
Coding region: 43-432 (129 amino acids)
Biological process (GO): heterochromatin formation
Cellular component (GO): nucleosome; chromatin
Molecular function (GO): DNA binding; protein heterodimerization activity; structural constituent of chromatin
Source: RefSeq, a predicted model, not a curated record